AUGGGAGGCACGAAGGAAGGAAAAGAAGGAAUGUUUCUAGUGAAAGUGGGUGUAUUAGGCGUAGAGAAAAAUAAGAUCAAAGGGGAAAAGUGUAGGAUAGUCAAAGGAGAAAUGAAGGAAGGGAAUGAGAUAACUGAAGAAGAUGUGGAUGAGGCAAUAAAUAGGGUAAAAGGAAACAAGGCGAUAGGAGAAGAUGGGAUGGAGAACGAAGCGAUGAAAUAUGGCGGAGAAGGAAUUAGUGAUGGGAUGUGGAAAAUCUGCAACAAGUUCUGGAAAGGGCAAGGCUGGCCGGAAGAGUGGAUGACGGGACUGAUGGUACCGCUUGUUAAGAAAGGGGAAGGAAAGAAGGUAAAAGAAUGCAGAGGGAUUACUCUCAUGAAAGAAAAAAGAGCAGGUUUUCUCACAGGCAGAGGUCUAAGGCAAGGUUGCCCUUUAAAUCCGUUACUAUUUAAUAUCCUGCUGGCAGAUUUAGAGGAAAAUCUAAAGGAGAAAGAAAAAGGAGGAACAGUUUUGGGUAAUAGCGAACUAUUUUCACUAGCAUACGCGGACGAUGUAGUUCCUUUGCAGAUGAUGAGAAGGGAAUGA
Messenger RNA from Belonocnema kinseyi, 585 nucleotides. RefSeq lists its product as uncharacterized. NCBI's taxonomy places the organism in Eukaryota, Metazoa, Arthropoda, Insecta, Hymenoptera, Cynipidae. Bases 1 to 585 code for a protein of 194 amino acids. The record is from RefSeq and is a predicted model, not a curated record. The transcript is spliced from 3 exons.